AUGCGGCAUGGGCGGUAGGAAAGAUUCACAGCCUUUCCAUUAGCUACGGACAACUUCAGAUUGAGAGCACCGUUUAAUGACACGGCACCGCUUUUAUUUUUCUAUCGGCGCCUUUGAACCGUUUGAAUGAUAGGAGGUAGCAUGUCUAAAAGUAAUUGUCUGAAUUAUUUUUGAUCUUCAGUCACUUCUGUUUACCGCCUAGUCGGACACAUUGGACCUUUUCAGAAAGACCCCAGAUCCCAGUUGUAAUUACCAGUAGAGUGGUGGGCGGGAUUUUAUAUUAGUCGUUGCACGUAUUGUACUUUAAGUCAGAAGUUGGUAAUUACGGAAGCUCCCAUAUGAAUCGAACGCAGCAAUCCAUAUUCACCAAUCAUUAGUCGCCAGGGGCGUGGCCGAGUCUGUCCAUCCAGACAGCUCUUGUUAUGCUAGCUUUAGCCUAGCUGCUCUUUAAUCACAAGACGAACGUCCCGCAGAAACUCUCCUGAAGCCCGAAGCUCUUCGUCCCGCUGUCCGCAGACAUGCUAGCAGUGAGUUAGCCAUACGUAGCUCACAUUAGCAUCCUCAUCCAAUGUGUUUAGUCUAAGUACUUUAAGCUCAUUCCGCUCUAAGGCGUCAUAAUGCAGAGUUAAGGUGGAGCUCCUCUCCUCUCCUGGCCCCCCGCUGCUCCGUCCGAGACCCCUCGAACCGGGCGGGGACCAUGUGAAGGUAGGCUGUGACUGUGAGGAGAGUCCGGGUAAACGCUGUCGGCGACGAUGUCUUGCAAAUCCACCAAAGUCGCCCCGAGUGUCGACUUCGACCACAGCUGCUCCGACAGCGUGGAAUACCUGACGCUCAACUUCGGGCCCUUCGAGCCCGUCCGCCGCUGGAGGAGGCUGCCGCCCUGCGACGAGUUCGUCGGAGCCAGGCGCAGCAAACACACCGUGGUGGCCUACAGGGAUGCCAUUUACGUGUUUGGGGGAGAUAAUGGGAAGAACAUGCUGAAUGACUUGCUGCGCUUCGAUGUAAAGGACUGCUCGUGGUGUCGCGCCUUUACGACGGGAACGCCACCUGCGCCCCGGUACCACCACUCCGCCGUCGUCUAUGGCAGCAGCAUGUUUGUUUUUGGGGGCUACACUGGAGACAUCUACUCGAAUUCCAACUUAAAAAACAAGAAUGACCUUUUUGAAUACAAGUUCGCUACGGGGCAGUGGACCGAGUGGAAGGUUGAGGGCAGCCUCCCGGUUGCCAGGUCGGCCCAUGGAGCCACCGUCUACGACGAUAAGCUCUGGAUAUUCGCUGGAUACGACGGGAACGCCAGGUUGAACGACAUGUGGACCAUCAGCCUGCAGGACAGAGAGCAGGGCUGCUGGGAGGAGAUGGAUCAGAGCGGCGAGAUUCCUCCAUCCUGCUGCAACUUCCCCGUGGCCGUGUGCCGGGACAAGAUGUUUGUGUUCUCAGGGCAGAGCGGAGCCAAGAUCACCAACAACCUCUUUCAGUUCGAGUUCAAGGGUCACAUGUGGACCCGCAUCCCGACGGAGCACCUUCUGCGGGGCUCGCCGCCCCCUCCGCAGCGGCGUUACGGCCACACCAUGGUGGCCUUCGACCGCCACCUCUACGUGUUCGGGGGCGUGGCCGACAACACGCUGCCCAACGAGCUGCACUGCUACGACGUGGACUCCCAGUCCUGGGAGGUCAUCCACCCCAGCCUGGACAGCGAGAUGCCGAGCGGCCGGUUGUUCCACGCGGCGGCUGUGAUCCACGACGCCAUGUACAUCUUCGGAGGCACGGUGGAUAACAACGUGCGCAGCGGGGAGAUGUACCGGUUCCAGUUCUCCUGCUACCCAAAAUGCACCCUGCACGAGGACUACGGGAAGCUGUGGGAGAACCGCCAGUUCUGUGACGUGGAGUUCAUCCUGGGCGAGCGGGAGGAGAGAGUCCUCGGCCACAUCGCCAUAGUGACGGCCCGGUGCCAGUGGCUGAGGAGGAAGAUCCUGCAGGCUCGGGACCGGCAGAGACAGAAGGCCAAGCAGGAGAGCGGGGAGGAGGCGGAGGAGGGGUCCGCGGGCCCCUGGGAGGUCCCGGCGGUGAAGCCCUCGGGGACCCCCAACCUGGAGGUCUCCAUUCGGGAGGCGGAGCCCCAGCCCUUCAGGGUGCUCAUGCAGUUCCUCUACACGGACAAGAUCCAGUACCCCCGCAGAGGCCACGUCCAGGACGUGCUGCUCAUCAUGGACGUGUACAAGCUGGCGCUGAGCUUCCAGCUGGCCCGUCUGGAGCAGCUGUGUGUGCAGUACAUCGAGGCGUCGGUGGACCUGCAGAACGUGCUCAGCGUGUGUGAGAACGCCAACAAGCUGCAGCUGGACCAGCUCAAGGAGCACUGCCUGAACUUCGUGGUGAAGGAGUCCCACUUCAACCAGGUCAUCAUGACCAAGGAGUUUGAGAGGCUCAGCACGCAGCUCAUCGUGGAGAUCGUGCGGCGCAAGCAGCAGCCCCCCCUGCGGCUGUACUCGGACCAGCCCGUGGACAUCGGCACCUCCCUGGUGCAGGACAUGAAGGCCUACCUGGAGGGGGGCGGCCUGGACUUCUGUGACAUCGUGCUGCUGCUGGACGGCCACCCCCGCCCCGCCCACCAGGUCAUACUGGCCGCCCGCUCCAGUUACUUCGAGGCCAUGUUCCGCUCCUUCAUGCCUGUGGACGGCCAGGUCAACAUCUCCAUCGGGGAGAUGGUCCCUAGUAAGCAGGCCUUUGAGUCCAUGCUGCGCUACAUCUACUACGGGGACGUCAACAUGCCCCCGGAGGACUCCCUCUAUCUGUUCUCGGCGCCGUACUACUACGGCUUCUCCAACAACCGGCUGCAGGCCUACUGCAAGCAGAACCUGGAGAUGAACGUCACGGUGGAGAACGUCCUGCAGAUCCUGGAGGCGGCCGAUAAGACCCAGGCCCUGGACAUGAAGAAGCACUGCCUGCACAUCAUCGUGCACCAGUUCAUCAAGGUAUCCAAGCUGCCUAACCUGCGGUCUCUGAGCCAGCUGCUGCUGCUGGACAUCAUCGAGUCGCUGGCCACGCACAUAUCAGACAAACAGUGUGCCGAGAUGGGCCCCGACAUUUAGGACCGGGCCCCCACCGGGCCCCCAGCCCGGCCUCACUGGCUCGGUUCUGAUUGGUUCGUUUGCUGGACCUUGCAUGUCAACUCCGUCAGCGUCUUCUGAGACGAUGGCUCUCCUUCGUACCGGAGAUCCGUCACCACAGGGACCGCGUCCUCGUUGUACUGACGAGGCAGGAUGAGUGAAACCUGUAGAGUUCCAUCCAAAGUACUCCUCUGUAGCCAUGUAUUCCUCCAUAUAGCCAUUGUAUUCUACUCCGUUCCAUGGGGAGUAUGUGAUGUACUGUGAGUACUAACUGCAUUAUACCAAGUUAACCGUCAGGAAAAGUGUUGAUAAGUGAUCCUUUCAUUGUUUAACAUGGAAGGAUUUAAUGACUUGUAGACGCUGUAAACGAUGAUGUGUCUGCAGUCUUUGUAUUUAAGCCAUUGCUGUUUUUGAAUGUUUGACAAAGGUACACGUCCACUGGCGUCCUAAUAACCACUAGGAGCCCUUCAGCUCGCUCAGCCUGUAUCAUAUGGGAUGUAGUUACAACUUUAUCCCCUCCAAGAGCCCGAUGUAUGUAAAGCCUUAAUAAACCUCUUGGUUAAGUGA
Messenger RNA from Gadus morhua (Atlantic cod), 3671 nucleotides. It is a transcript of the gene lztr1, whose product is annotated as leucine zipper like post translational regulator 1. Gene Ontology annotation, cellular component: Golgi apparatus. Gene Ontology annotation, molecular function: protein binding. The record is from RefSeq and is a predicted model, not a curated record. Bases 753 to 3086 code for a protein of 777 amino acids. Lineage: Eukaryota; Metazoa; Chordata; Actinopteri; Gadiformes; Gadidae. The transcript has 19 exons.